AUGUAUUUUCAAAUUGAAAAUACUCCUGAACACAUACGAAGGGCUCGCCGUGCGGAAUUUGUUGUGAAGGAGGCACCUAAGGAGGAAUGUCCUCGUCUUGUUCUGGCCCCGUUCUCUCGGCCUCCGCAAGUGGUUUUUGAUAAUGUUCUUAUUGGUGCAACUUGCGAGAGAAACCUGGAGGUGUUCAAUCCGUCAAAGCAAGUGCAACAGAUAACACUUGGUAAGUCCCUGCCAGCUGGCUUAGUUAUCCACUUGCCAGGAGAAUGGCUGGUCCUAGAGCCGGAAACUUGUUACUGUCUGACGAUGAUGUGGACUCCAACCCAGCCAACUGGAACUAGGGAGACAAUACGCUUCACCAAUGAGAACAGAGGCAGAUAUGAUGUUAUUGUUGUUCUUAAGUCUGUUAUGAAUAUAAAAGGGAAAGGCGCACAACCCAAAAGCUUCAAAAUAUCUCCAGGUAAAAUAAAAAAGAAAUCAAGUAAGAAAUCUCCAGUAGCUGUUUACAAGAAGAAGUCUGAAAUCAUUUACAAUACCACACAAAUACAGAAGACAUACAAAGUGUUACAAUCACAACAAAAAGUUACUCAUCAAAUGUACAAUAAAGAAAAUAUGGCAAUCAAUGACUUUGCUAUGGACAUCCGUCCAGAUAAAUGUCCAUUUGAUUCACCAGGCAGUAUUGACUUUAACUUUGAUACUUCUGAAGUUUUCUCCAAUAUGCGCCAGCCAUAUAAACAAGAUAUACUGCAGCAAACAUAUGACAAAUCUUACACAUACAACAAUACCUUGAAUGCACCUCAAAAUAUACUAAAGCCAUCAAACAAACAAGCCUGUGAUGUCUCUGGCACGGAGCUCUUCGACAAUCUUACAUUUACUCCAUUAAAAACGUUACCUGCCAAAGUUGAAAAACUCGACAAGGGACCUAAGAUUAUCCUUAGUUUGAAUUCCGAAAGUGAGUUGGAUGACAGUUUGGAAAAUAAGGAUUUCAAUAAAGAAAACCAGACUCAUUCCAUUAUCAGUGUGACAUCUUCACAACGACCUAACAAAUGGUUGACAGUGAAUCAUCAUACUAAAGUUGAAACCCAUGUAGAAACUCCCACAGUGCUGAGUAAGAAACACCCUGACACAUCGUCACCUAAAGAACUGAAUAGCCCGAAUUUUUCUAUAAACACGGAAUUCUCUCGCAUUAGCGAUCUGUCUUUCUUUCCACAAAGAUUUUCGACAGAACGGAAGACAUUCCCAAAAUUGAACAAUGAUACCCAUGAUAUUUUUGACGAUCAUUUUAAACCUGGCUCCGACACUUACACUAAGGAGUCGCCAAAUACACCAAUGGAACCGAAUUUCAAUCAAAUCUACGAAAUGAAGCCACCGCACUUUCUUCCAAAAGAUCAGCCUAAAAUGUGCCGACAAGCUCUUUUCAAAGACUACCAACACCAAAAAGAAACAUAUGAUCAAAGAAAUUUUAUGAAUGCUUAUGAAAACGCGUGGCAAAACGAGUUGCGUGUGGACACACGAUCUCCCCCGCCUAGAUCUCUCACUCCUCCUUUGCAGUCUAUUCCCGAAGAAAGCGUACAGUUCUCUGAUACCUUCAACAGGACUGAUCAACAAAUGUCUACAUUUACUAUCAAUCGUACUUUUGACAAAGCUCCCGAUAGAUUUUCUUCGAUCCCUUCAACAAGUCAAAGACAAUCGUGGUCCAAAAAAGCUGUCCGAGCGGAGCCUGAUCUUUGGAAAAUACCAAUUUCUCAUGUCAAAAAGACUAUAAAAAAUAAAGCAUCCAUCAAAAAAGAUUCAAGUAAGAUAUCUAACACGACGUUUGAGACAAAUAAAAGUAUAAUACAGAACAUGUCGGUUAACCAGGUCGGGAACGUAUACUCUCAAGCAGCCACUGUUGAUCCAUUCUUAUCAUCGACUUACUUUUACGACGAAGAGGCUGUAGAAAAAUUCGAAAUAGAAUUUAAAAGGUGGUUGAAUUGUAUAUUGACACCACCCUCUGAUUUAGAUAGCAACAUAGAACAGAAGAUAGAUGUUGGGAAGGCCUGGAUCGAGAACAGAAAUAAAGAAGUCCCUGCUGCGCCUACGAAGGAACAAGUGUCAAGUGCCUACCACAAUAGUCACAGACUGGAAAGUCUUAGAAGAUCGGCUAGAGCUUUACUAAUGAGUCCUGAAAUCGCCAUAGUGUUCCAAAAGUUGACUGCUCAAAUUGACAAGAAACUUAUUGCCAUUAGGGCUGAUAGAAAUCUGCAUUUGGAUGUUGGACUACAAAAGAUUAUAAUGGAAUUAUUAUUGUCGUACAAUCCAUUAUGGCUUCGUAUCGGCCUUGAAGCUAUCUACGGCCUCGUUUUGCCUUUACACUCAAACAGCGACAUUGAGGGUCUUACAACUUUUAUAAUUCAAAGAAUGUUCAAAAAUCCUUUCCUAAAAAAUAAACACUCGAAGUCCAAUGCUCCGAACAUGUUACUUCCAGCAUACAUGGAGGCAAUCAAGAAAUUUACCCUCAAAAAAUUUUUCAUGCUUGUUUUCUUCUUAGAUCAAGCAAAACAAAGAAAACUUAUAUCGCAUGAUCCUUGUCUCUUCUGCAGAAAUGCCGUUUGUAAAGAAAGCAGGGAAAUCAUUAUAAGAUUUACAAGAGAACUUAUCGCAGGCAUUGGUGAUAUCACGAAACACCUCAGACCACUCGGCUAUGUCGUGAGUCACAAACAAUCGUAUUUAGACGAAUAUAAGUAUGCAGUGCAUAACAUAGCGUUGGAUAUUAGAGAUGGGGUACGACUAACGAAGGUAAUGGAAAUCAUUUUAAUGAAGGAUGGCUUGUUGAGGCAGCUUCGUACUCCGGCUAUUUCUCGUCUUCAGAAGAUUCAUAACGUGCAAGUUGCCCUGAAUGCUUUGAAAGAUGCCAACUUCGUGAUUGUUGGGGAAAUUACUUCCAAUGACAUUGCUGAUGGUCACAGAGAAAAGACACUGUCUUUACUAUGGCAGAUUAUUCAUGUGUUCCGCGCCCCGUUGUUUGAGAGAGCUGCCAACGUUAUACAGACGUGGUGGAGGAAGAAAUACGAAGUUAUCGUGGAGAAGAGGAGGGAGGAAGAGAGAAUACUUCAAGAACGCGUAAACGCAGCCAGUGUGAUCCAAUGUUGGUGGCGACGUAUCCAGUAUAACCGCUUGGUCGAAUGGAAAAUGCAACAAAUUACAGCGGCUACAAUCAUAGUACAGAAGUAUUGUAGAAUGUGGAUACAUAGAAGUCGCCUUCUGCGGCAGAAAAGGAGUGUACUGAAAAUCGAGACUUGGUAUAGCUCUGUAAUGAUGAUGAGACAAGCUAAAACACAACUUGAAAAGCUGAGACUUGAAAGGGAAGAAUUAAGGCGUAAGGCUGCUAUUCAUUUACAGUGUCAAAUCAGGCGCUGGCUGUGUGUAAGGCGAUAUACAUUGCAGUUAAAGAGAAUCGUUAUUGUACAAAGCUUAGUCCGGAGAUUCCUUAUCAGAAAACAGUAUAUUCGGUACAAGCAAGCUGUUGUAUGCGUCCAACAAAGAUAUAGAGCUAAAUUAUUGAUGAACGCGCAAAGACUAGACUUUGCUAUUAAGCGCCGAAGCGCUAUUCUUAUACAGAGCUACUAUCGAAUGUUACAAGAUCGCAGAAAUUACUUAAAGCUGAAAAAUGCUGUUAAUAUAAUUGAAGAACGCUAUAAAGCAUUGCUUGAAAUGAGAAACACUCGCAGCCAAUACCUAGACCUCAAAUAUAAGAUUAUUAAAAUACAGGCGUUGUACAGGGGAAGGAAGUGCACAGAGGAAUACUUAAGACAGAAAGAACGUAUAAUAUCGCUUCAAAGAAGAGUCAGAGCUCACCAAUUAAUGAAGAAAGAUAAAGAAGAAUUUCUACGCGUUAAGAAAGCUGCCGUUGUACUUCAAACAUACAUCAAGUCAUAUUUGAUCAUGAAAAAGUUAAGACAAGAUUACCUACGACUACUUCAGUCCUCGAUUCUCAUUCAAAGAUACUUCCGAUCAUAUUUAGAAACAAAAGCUCAGAGGAACGCUUACUUGCAAUUAAGAAAUGCUGCAGUAACUCUGCAAACAUGUUACAAAAACUUGCUACUUACGCGUAAAGAAAGAUCUGAGUAUCUUCGACUUAAGAAAUCUGUAAUAGUUAUCCAAUGCAGGUUUAGAGCUCAAUGUUCGAUGCGUAAACAAAAAGAAGAAUAUUCUAAACUGCGUCAAGCAGCUAUUGUCAUUCAGCGUAGGUAUAUAGCUCUAACCAAAAUGCGUUUACAAAGAGCCGAGUAUUUAAAACUUAAAUCGUCUUGUACUAUUAUCCAAAAUGCCUUCCGAGCUUAUGCACUGGGUAAACAGCAAAGAAAAAAAUAUCUGGAAUUAAAAACAGCUGCUAUCAAGAUACAGAACUGGUUUAGAAGCUGCAAGGAAGGCAAAGAAAUACAACAGCAGUACCAGCAAGCGAAACAAGCUUGUGUUACUAUACAGACGAUUUAUAGAGCGUAUAUUAUUGGAAGAAAACAAAGACAAGAGUUUGUUCGAAUUAGAACCGCAACUAUCUGCAUUCAAACGUUCUACAGGUCGUAUAUUGAAAUGAAAAUCGUGAGACAACAAUAUAUUAAAAUAAAAACUGCCACAGUUACUAUCCAGAGAUAUUACAAAUCAUAUUUGGAAACAAGGAAGCAAAGGACGUCGUAUCUACAAAUUAAAAACGCUGCUGUUCUUAUUGGAGAUCAUUAUAAACGGUAUAAACUAACUAAGUCAGCCCAGGAUGAUUACCGUCGGCUACGCAACGCAACGUUGUGCAUUCAAAGAAGGUAUAGAAGUAUUUGUGCUAUGAGAGCCGAAAGAGAAAAAUAUUUACGAACCAGACUUGUUAUUACAAAUUUACAGCAAAAGUACAAGGCCAUACUUGCAAUGAGGAAAGACAGACAAGCUUAUUUAAGCUUACAAAAUGCUGUUAAGACAAUUCAAAACAGGUUUAGAGCUCAGAGACUUAUGAUAGCAACAAGAACAAGGUACACUACAAUGUUGACACAGUGCAUUGUAAUACAGAGGUUCUAUAGGGCUAUAGUUGCAGGCAGGAGGCAAAGGAAAGAGUAUAAUGAUUUGAAGCAAUCUGCCAUUGUUUUACAAAGAAGAUACAGAGCUUUGCUGACAAUGCGGACGGAUAGAAAAUUAUAUCUUAACAAGAAGUCAGCAGCUAUUGUUAUCCAAAGAAGAUUUAGGUCAUAUUGCCUCAUGUUGAAAGAGAGGCAUAUUUACAAAAACAUCAUUAAAGCUUGUAUUACUAUUCAAGCAGCAUUCCGAGCAUAUUCCAGCGGAAAACGCCAACGUCUUGAAUAUAACAAUAUCAAAUCAGCUACCAUCCUAAUUCAGAGGCGUUUUAGACUAAUAAGAGAAACUAGAAGGAUUCAAAAUCAGUACCAAACUCUCAGAAAAACAGUUAUAAUGAUACAAAGUAGAUAUAGAGCAAAUAAAAUAGCUCGUAGUAUAAGAGAAAAGGAUGCUGCUGAGAAAAUUAGAAACUGGUAUGUUGCUACGAAAAAACGUGAUGUAUGCCGUGAAGAAUACUUAACGUUGAAAAAAUGUACGAUACUGAUCCAGUCCGUGGUCAGAAUGUAUAUGCUUCGUAAAAGAUUUGUAGCUAUCAAAGAAGCUACUUUGUGCAUACAGAGAUUCUACCGCUCAUACAAAUUGACAAUCACAGAACGACAAAGAUAUAUUAUGAUGAGAACUUCCAUUAUAAAGUUACAAAGCUAUGUCAGGGGCUUCGUUGAAAGAAGACGUUUCUUCAGAUUGCGAUCCGCUGCCGUCGCAAUACAGGCAGCCUAUAGACUUAAAAAGAAGCGAGACUUUGUAAAAGCUCAACGAUUACAAGCCGCAAUUUGCUUACAGAAGCACGUGAGACGGCAUCUAGUGCGGUCGUGGUACGUAAAAUAUAUAGAGCGAGUGAGAUUCAUUCAGACAUUAUGGAGAGGUAAACUACUUACGAGACUGAUACGCUGCGAAUUUACACAAAAAAGAAGAAUUGUAGUAAAGUUCCAGGCUAUUAUUAGAGGGUACUUGGUGAGAAAACAAAUUCAAUUAAAGAGAGAACAGAUCCAAAAGAUAAGAGAAGAACAGAGGGUCUACUGGGCUGCUUCUAAAAUUCAGGCGUUAUUCCGUGGCCAUAAAGCGAGAAUGGACAUCGCUCAUGACAAGCGCGUCGCAGCAAUUAGGCGUAGGUGGCGUGACGGUGGCUUAAAGUCCAGCCAGGAGUCUAUGAAGGAGCGCAAUGAGGAAGCUAUGGAGGUGCUUCGGAAUAUUAGCGGCAUUGAAACUGUAAUCAAGGCAUUUAGAUCUCUUGAGUUAUUAACGGAAGUAUUUCCGAUGUUGUACAACGACAACGCGUCGGCCAUUGUGCAUCGUGUGUACACCUAUAUGUCAGUGACAAACAGAUCCAUUUCCAGUAUAGAAGUGCUGAAAUCUGCAGCUGCCGUGCUCGUCAACUUGACUAGAUAUAGGAUUACGGGUCCGAAGAUAUACUUGAGAGAUCGUAUUUCGCCAAUAUUAAAAUUUAUGUGGAGAUUCAGUAACAGCGAGACUCAAUUGUUUUGUAUAAUGGCAACAUAUUUGUGGCUGUUUUCCAAAUAUGAACAUGUUAAGAAGGACCUAACACAGUUACUGAAUCAACCAGAAAACCAUAGAAUGCUGGUAACAAUAAAAGGAAAUGUUGAUAGAACUAAACGAAUGACUACCAACAUUAUGCGUAGCAAGUUCCAUACACCUCAAACAUCCAAAUUCAUUUCUCAUACCAACAACCAGUCUUUGAAUAUGAGUCUUUGUCAAACUGGACAAAGUACAAUGUUGCCGGCCUUAGAACCAGAUUAUGGUAUUGUAAGAGUUGAUAAACCACGGUACUUUGAAGACGCCCAGCAAGCCAUCAGUUGCCUUUUCCAUACAUAUGAACUGUGAUUAUUUCUUAUAGCAAUUUUGCUUCUUUUCAGUUUUUUAAUAAGUUAAAUCAUUUAAUAUAUUCUAGCACUGUUAAUAUUAUUAUGUAUGUUAAUUUGUAUACUUGUUAAUUAUCUUCCAUUUAAGAAAUUAUGAUAGCUUUUGUAACAAUUGCUCUAUAAACAUUACUAAAAAAAAUGUAGAGUUUACAAAAUCACUCUAAAACGCAACACUAAUAAUUUUAUUGACAUAAAUUUAGAUUAGUCUAUUAACUUUAAUAAUUGUGUGUUUGUUUUGUGUGUGAGUGAGACAAUGGAUUAAGUUUUAUAAUAUGAGAAUAAUCAAUUUCCAUGUUAAACAACUUAUAAUUAUUUUGUUAUGAGACAUUACUUCUAACGAUGGUCAGGAU
Molecule: messenger RNA, 7321 nt
Organism: Spodoptera exigua (beet armyworm)
Lineage: Eukaryota; Metazoa; Arthropoda; Insecta; Lepidoptera; Noctuidae
Source: the annotation of a GenBank genome assembly